CAAGUAUGCAUGAUACCACCCUUCCCCGUCGGGUCACUGACAUGUCUUGGCUUGUAUUUCAAAUUGCCCGACCGGCGGGAAAUGCAUACGCACAUGACAAUAUCAUUUACUGUCGGGCGGCUGUUUUGUGUGAACGAAUUCGAAACGCCGGGUUUCAGGCUGUCAGCUUGACGUCGAUUUUAAAUUAAUCCACGACUGACUCUGAGUACAGAGAGAUGGCAACCCCCGUCAGUACAAUCCCAAAGUCGGCGGCGAAGAUCAGAGAUGCUCUCCGAGCGACAUUCCGUAGCGGAUUGACACGUCCCAUUGCGUGGCGUCAGCAUCAACUAUACCAGCUCGCACGCAUGGCGCAGAUCGAACGGGAGCUCAUCUGUGAUGCCCUAAAGAAGGACCUCGGAAAACCAAAAACAGAGAUCCUCAUGGCUGAAGUAGGCUGCAUCAUCGAAAGAAGUGUGAAGAGUGCAGAGCAGCUCCCAGAGUGGGCCAAGACUGAAUAUCCUGACGUGGCUGAUUGGCAGAAGCCAUGGAAGCCAACGAUCUACAAGGCUCCAAGGGGCACUGCGUUGAUAAUCUCACCAUGGAACUAUCCUAUGAUUCUCACUUUCCAACCUCUCAUUGGAGCAAUUGCAGCAGGCUGCACUGCCGUACUAAAGCCCUCUGAGCUUGUCCCCACCUUCUCACAACUCUUGGAGGAAAUUGUGCCAAAGUACUUCGACCCAAAUGUGUACCGUGUUGUCAAUGGUGCUGUGCCUGAAACUUCAAAGCUUCUGGAGUUUCAAUGGGAUCACAUUUUCUACACGGGGAAUGGCAGGGUCGCUAGGAUCAUCGCCAGUGCUGCGGCUAAGCACCUGACGCCACUGACACUGGAAUUAGGUGGCAAGAGUCCUGUUAUCAUCGACUCGGCAUACGAUAUCGAUCUCGCCGCAAAGAGGAUCUUGUGGGGGAAGUGCAAUAAUGCAGGACAGAUCUGCGUGGCACCUGACUAUGUCCUCGUACAGCGGGACAAGCAAAACGAGCUGGUCAAUGCAUUCCGGAAGCAUUAUAACGCAUUUUUCCCCAAGGGUGCGCUAGAUUCGCCAUUGUUUGGAAGUAUCGUGUCAGAUUUGCACCAUAAACGCCUCACUUCACUUCUUUCUCGCACAAAGGGUGAAGUUGUCCUUCAGGGUCGCGCUGACGCUGCGAGGAGGAGACUUGAGCCUACCAUUGUCAAGGAUGUUGUGGACGGCGACUCCUUGCUAGAAGAAGAACUCUUUGGCCCGAUAUUGCCCAUCGUGCCUGUGGAUUCUCUCAACCAGGCAGUCGACUUCGUUAAUGCACGAUCUCAUCCGCUAGUUUUGUACGCUUUUAGUGACAACGAGAGCCUGAAACAACAGCUUGUCUCGGAAACACAGAGCGGUGCUGUUGUUUUCAAUGACACCUUCCAACAUCUCUCCGUGAAUGAACUACCAUUUGCGGGAGUUGGCGAGUCAGGCUACGGAAACCAAGUUAUGAAACAUACGUACGAUACGUUCACGCAGCUUCGUAGCUCUAUUGACAUGCCGAAGGAGGCUGAGCCAUAUUUGGCGAUUCGGUAUCCGCCUCACUCGGAGGAGGCAGUGAAAGCGCUCACUGCUGCGGUGUAUAUGCCCAUUCCGCCAAGCCGCCUGUGAGAAGAUGUCAACGGGCAUGAUGCACUAUCUAUGAUCAAAUAUCGUUGCAUAUGUAAGAUAUUGAGAUCCGAACCGUAGAUUACCGCCUUGUGUUGUACAUACUAACGGAAUGUUGUUAUGUACCCGCAGUUCAUUUUAGAGCAGGAUAUGCUGUAGACACUUGUAGACAGCAACGCGACGUACCCUAGAUACCACGGCCAAUCAUUCUAGAAACAAUUGAAUAGGAUUGAAUAAGAUGGGUCGGAUGCUGUGUCUUGAAGAAGCGGGACGUGAGCAAUGUUGGUGAUGCGAUCAGC
Messenger RNA from Suillus subaureus, 1945 nucleotides. Its product is annotated as aldehyde dehydrogenase. Gene Ontology annotation, cellular component: cytoplasm. Gene Ontology annotation, biological process: aldehyde metabolic process. The record is from RefSeq and is a predicted model, not a curated record. Gene Ontology annotation, molecular function: aldehyde dehydrogenase (NAD+) activity. The transcript is spliced from 11 exons. Lineage: Eukaryota; Fungi; Basidiomycota; Agaricomycetes; Boletales; Suillaceae. The coding region runs from base 216 to 1649 and encodes 477 amino acids.